GGCGGCGGGUGGAGAUAAAGUUGGGGGCGCGCAUGCGCGCUGCGGAGAAGAGGCUUCAAGAUGGCGUUUGUUCGGCAAGUGUACUCGGUUCUUUUCCGCCGCACUUCCACCUUCGCUCUCACGAUCGUGGUGGGUACCUUGAUCUUCGAGCGGGCCUUUGACCAGGGCGCGGACGCUCUCUUUGACCAUCUCAACAAGGGGAAGCUGUGGAAGCACAUUAAGCACAAGUAUGAGACUGAAGAAUGAAGGAAGCUGAAGCCCAGAGAUGCUGGACUCCCUGCCAUAUCUUCAGUACACGUCCUUCUUCCUGACCACGAACGGUUAAGGUGGCCGUUUGAGCCAAAGUGUGCAUCAUGGAUGGGAAAAAAGCUCCCUGGACUUAUGGGCCUCUUAUGCUGAAAUGUGGCUGAAUAAAAUACAUUCACAGA
This is a messenger RNA of Hemicordylus capensis (graceful crag lizard), 428 nucleotides long. Its product is annotated as cytochrome b-c1 complex subunit 9. Gene Ontology annotation, biological process: mitochondrial electron transport, ubiquinol to cytochrome c. Lineage: Eukaryota; Metazoa; Chordata; Lepidosauria; Squamata; Cordylidae. The transcript is spliced from 2 exons. The record is from RefSeq and is a predicted model, not a curated record. The coding region runs from base 61 to 246 and encodes 61 amino acids.